Leptosia nina is the source of this 1224-nucleotide messenger RNA. NCBI's taxonomy places the organism in Eukaryota, Metazoa, Arthropoda, Insecta, Lepidoptera, Pieridae. The record is from the annotation of a GenBank genome assembly.
AUGUUCAUAUGCGCAUAUUGUGCUAAAGAGUUUAAGUACGAGAGUGAGAAAAAGAGACACGAAUUAAGUCAUACUCCCCAAUUUGAGUGUCCAGAAUGUUUAAAAAAGUUUAGUUUUGUAUCUGCAUUACGGAGGCAUCAGAAACAACAUUUCAGAACUGGUAGUGUUCAGUGUUCAGAAUGUAGUCGGAACUUUCGAGAUGAAACUUUACUUAAGCGACAUAUCAAGUAUGCUCAUAGAGAAACUCAUAAUUGCACAAAAUGUGAAGCAAAGUUCAACAGCCAACAAGCGUUGUUAUCACAUCAGAAAACACAUAAAUCAAAGUCAGAGCGGAGAUUUCACUGUAGCCACGAUGGUUGUGAGAAAACAUUUAACUUUGCACAUCAUUUGAAACAUCAUGAGCUAACACAUUCAUCUGAAAAACAACAUUUCUGCUCCAGUUGCGGCAAAGGGUUCAUACAACUCCAUCAUUUGAAAACACACCAAAAGAAACAUACACCUAAUUCUUGGCUAAAUUGCCACAUACCUGGUUGUUUGAAGAUUUUCACUAAUGAGUAUGCAUUAAAAAGACACUUGGGAACACAUAAAAAUAAACUGGUUAUUGAAGAUGAAGAUGAUUUGUCUUAUGACUCUGAACUUGCUAUGUCUCCCAAUUGUUUCAAAGAUGGUCACAUGGAAUUCAGCCAGAUUGAUAUAAAGGGGGACAAGAAACCAUUAGAACUAACCAAAAAAUACAAACUGUUUGAUGAUUUGUCUUUAAAAGAAAGCAAUAUUUCAGAAAGGAUUGAUAAUGUACAAAAUAUACCAAAUUUAACUAAAACGAAUGAUAUAUAUAGUGAAAAUAUAAAUAUAAUUACGAAUAUAGAAAAGUCCAUAGUUAAUAAAGCAAAUGAAGAUGGUGCUUGUCGAGGCUGCGAUUGUUCAAAGAAAAGCAUUCCAAUUAAAGAUCUGCCCGAACUCAAGUAUAAUAGUGAUGGUGCUAUCAAGAUUAAAGAAUAUGUUGAUGUUGAUAUAGCUAUUGUUAAGAAUGUUUCGACUGAAAACGCAAAAGAAAUAAAUAAUAUAGUUCCAUAUAACAGUUGUAAGGCUUUUCUAGGCAGGUGCAUUGUUUCUGGUACGGGUACUAUCAACGAAGAAUGCCUUUGUGCCAAAAUGGCAAUGGAUGAUAGUCAAAUGAUUUACCAAGAAAUGAACGAUUUAAUGCCAAUUCCCUGCCAAGUAUAA